Messenger RNA from Fukomys damarensis (Damara mole-rat), 3999 nucleotides. It is a transcript of the gene Ehhadh, whose product is annotated as enoyl-CoA hydratase and 3-hydroxyacyl CoA dehydrogenase. NCBI's taxonomy places the organism in Eukaryota, Metazoa, Chordata, Mammalia, Rodentia, Bathyergidae. Gene Ontology annotation, molecular function: (3S)-3-hydroxyacyl-CoA dehydrogenase (NAD+) activity; NAD+ binding. The record is from RefSeq and is a predicted model, not a curated record. The transcript has 7 exons. The coding region runs from base 396 to 2570 and encodes 724 amino acids. Gene Ontology annotation, biological process: fatty acid beta-oxidation. Gene Ontology annotation, cellular component: peroxisome.
AUUGGGGCUUAACUUGUGACCCUGUCCACAAGGGUCCCGAGGAUGAAUGCUGCCCGACUCCACGAACCCAGAACUUGUCCCAAGAAGCUGCCGUCUCUGUUCCCGGGAGUCGCAAAGCAGCAAGUCAUUUCCGCCCGUUUUCCAGGGUCGCCUCUGAGAAGGUCUGUGGUAAUCUAGAGGAAGGUAAUCUAGGUGGAAGGUAACCUAGAGGAGGAGCGCGGGGCUGGCACCCUGGACAGGAGCCCGGGUGGAAGAGGAGAGGAGGGGGCGAGGUGGAGUCGGGGAAGCGGAGCCCGGCUCCGAUUGGCCCAGAGGACCCCGCCCCUCCUGACUGCACCCGGAAAAGUGGCUGAGCCUCCGGGCAAACAACAGCGGCGCCACCGUGACAGAGAAAGAUGGCUGAGUACCUGCGGCUGUCCCACUCGCUGGCGCUGAUCCGCCUCCGAAACCCGCCGGUAAACACGAUCAGUUUGUCUGUAAUCCGUGGAAUAAGAGAGGGACUAAAGAAAGCUGCGUUGGACAACACAAUAAAAGCCAUUGUGAUUUCUGGAGCAGGUGACAACUUUUGUGCAGGUGCGGAUAUCCAUAGCUUCAGAGCUCCUACAUCCUCUGCUGAAGGACUGGGACUUUUAGUAGAUGAAAUUCAGAGAUAUGGAAAGCCCGUGGUGGCGGCCAUCCAAGGCGUGGCCUUAGGAGGGGGACUGGAGCUGGCCCUGGGCUGUCACUACAGGAUUGCCCACGCACAGGCUCAAAUUGGUUUCCCAGAAGUCACAAUAGGGAUUCUUCCCGGUGCAAGAGGAACCCAACUUCUCCCCAGACUCAUUGGAAUUCCAGCUGCCCUUGACUUAAUUACCUCAGGAAGACAUAUUUUGGCAGGUGAAGCACUUAAGUUGGGUAUUUUGGAUGAAGUUGUGAACUCAGACUCACUGAAAGAGGCAAUCAAAUUCACCCAGAAAAUUUUAGAUCAACCUCUAGAACCUCGCAGAACCCUCAACAGGCCAGUUCCCAGCUUGCCCAACAUGGACACCAUUUUCAGUGAAGCGUUUGUGAAGAUGAGGAAGCUGUACCCUGGGUACCUUGCUCCAGAGACCUGUGUCCGUUCAGUCCAGGCCUCUGUGACGUACCCGUAUGAGGAAGGCAUCAAGAAAGAGGAGCAGCUGUUUCGGUACCUUCAGGAAUCUGGGCAGGCCAGAGCCCUGCAGUAUGCUUUCUUUGCUGAGAGAAGUGUAAAUAAGUGGUCAACCCCAUCUGGGGCGUCCUGGAAAACAGCUACUGCACGGCCCAUCUCCUCAGUUGGUGUUCUUGGCUUGGGAACAAUGGGUCGAGGCAUUGCCAUUUGUUUUGCAAGAGUCGGGAUCCCUGUAAUUGCUGUAGAAUCAGACCAAAAGCAGCUAGAAGCUGCAAAGAAGAUGGUAACUUCCACCUUGGAAAAGGAAGCAGCCAAAAGCAUGCAGCAGAGUGGCCAACGUGCGUCAGGGCCAAAGCCUCGGUUCAGUUCAUCCAUGAAGGAGCUUGCCAGUGUCGACUUAGUCAUCGAAGCAGUAUUUGAGGACAUGAGCCUGAAGAAGCGGGUCUUUGCUGAACUGUCAGCUGUGUGCAAGCCAGAAGCUUUGUUGUGCACCAAUACUUCAGCCCUGGACGUGGAUGAGAUCGCUGCUUCCACUGCUCGUCCGCAGAUGGUCAUCGGCACCCAUUUCUUCUCCCCUGCUCAUGUCAUGAAGUUGGUAGAGGUUGUUCCCAGCCGACACUCUUCCCCCACUACCAUUGCCACUGUCAUGACCCUCUUGAAGAAGAUUAAAAAGGUUGCAGUAGUUGUAGGCAAUUGUCAUGGGUUUGUUGGGAAUCGAAUGUUGAAACGUUAUUUUGCCCAGGCUUGUUUCUUGUUAGAAGAUGGCAGUAAGCCAGAGGAUGUAGAUCAGGCAAUGGAAGAGUUUGGCUUUAAAAUGGGGCCUUUUCGAGGGUCUGACCUUGCUGGCUUAGAUGUGGGCUGGAAAAUUCGCAAGGGGCAAGGUCUUACUGGGCCUGAGCUGCCUCCAGGAACUCCUGCCCGAAAGCGAGGCAAUGCAAGAUACAGUCCCAUUCCUGAUAUGCUCUAUGAAUUAGGACGGUUUGGCCAGAAGACAGGUCAGGGUUGGUAUCAAUAUGACAAGCCAUUGGGUAGGGUUCACAGGCCUGACCCCUGGCUUUCCAAAUUCCUGUCUGAGUACAGAGAGACCCAUCACAUCAAACCACGUGUCAUUCAGCAGGAGGAGAUCCAGGAGCGCUGCCUGUACGCAGUGAUCAAUGAAGCCUUCUGUAUCUUGGGAGAAGGGAUGGCUGCCAGCCCAGAGCACAUUGAUGUGGUCUACUUGCAUGGGUACAGCUGGCCACGCCACAGGGGAGGGCCCAUGUUCUAUGCCUCCACAGUGGGGCUGCCCACAGUUCUAGAGAAGUUGCAGAAGUAUUACCAGCAGAAUCCUGAUAUUCCCCAUCUGGAGCCCUGCAACUAUCUAAAAAAGCUGGCUUCCCAGGGAAACCCUCCUCUGAAAGAAUGGCAGCACCUGGCUGGGCCGCCUAGCAGUAAAUUGUGAUUCAGCCUUCCAGGUUGGGCCCACAUGCUAGCAUCACAGAAAACCUCAUUGAAUUUCAGUGAAAUUAAAUACAAAAGUGUGAAGCAAGAUCAUUCUGAAAUAUAAAACAAAGAAAUAAUCAGUUAAAACUUCUCCAUGAUUCUAAUCUUUAGAAAAUGCUUCCUAUGACUCUGAAUCUGCCCUUAUUAUUAAAUUCAAUGAAUGAUCUUGUGUUAGUAUAAUACCAUGCUAUCUGAUGAGAGAGCCUUGGGAAUAAGUUGAGAUUCCAAGUGCUUUGGUUGUUGGAGAAAUAUGCCAUCGAUUCAUAAAUGAGAAAUGCAUCUUAGUCAUAAAUUUAUUUUGGCCUCUUAGCCUUAUGUACACAGUACAGAUGGAGGUCUUAUGGGUGAUAUAUUCACAAGCAUUCACUAAGUCUCUCCUGAACAGCUCUGACCAUCUUAGGGACCUAGAGUCUUAGAGGCCUAGAGUCCAGUGGGGCAUUAAACCAGCACAGCAGCCUGUGUUGGUGUUCUGACCAACUUGGAGGCGCCGUGGAGAAAGUUGGCAGGGCAGAGUCAGCAGUGUGUAGGCAUAGAAACCUGCAGGGGUAGUAACCUGACAGAGGCAAAACACAGGCAGGCAUUGCUGACAAGGCCAAGAAUGUUAGACCAGAAGGGGGAAUUGGCGGGUAGCUUGGCAGGUCAUACUCAGCGUAAAACUUCUGUCCAAGGCCCAAUCUCACAAACAUAGUCACUCUUGAUGCUUAGAAAGGGGCUUAGUAAUGUUUGAUCAUUUCCCCAAGACAGGCAAUGUCUGCAACCCAGGCUUUACUUUUCUAUUCAAAGUGAGGCAACAGAGGUGGUAAGUUGUUAGCUUAGUGGGAUCUUAGAGUACAUGUAGUCUUCAGCGAUUUCUUAAUUUGUGACGGCGUUAUGAUGCCAGGUUCCCCUGUCAGCAUAAGCCUUCCUGGUGUUAUAUAUGGAAACAGCUAAAUCUUGAAACAUCUAAAACAAAUUUUGUGUAAUUGCAAAACAAAUUUUGUAUAAUUUCACUAUAACUGCAAGAAUUCUAUUUCACUUUUUGCCUUAUGUGGUUAAAAGUUAAGGGCAUGAUCAACACAAAAACAUGUACAGAAAUGUUGAUAGCAGAAUUCUUUAUAAUAGCCCCAAAUUGGGAACAACCAAAGGUCCAUUAUCUGACAAGUGGGUAAACUAAAUGAAGUAUGUCCAUACAGUGGACUAUUAUUCUGCCAUAAAAUGAAGAUAAAGCACUGAUACAUGUCACCAUGUGAUGAACUUUGAAAACAUUAUGCUAAGCGGAAGUAGACAGCCACAAAAGACCACACAUUUUAUGAUUAUCUGUAUGCAAUGUUCAGAAUAAGCAAAUCUAUGGAACCAGAAGGUAAUCGCAGUUUAUGAAGCUGAAAUUAUAGAUGGUAAAGAAAGGGAAG